UUAGAAGACUCGACAUAUUGUGUAUAGGACUGUAGUGUUGUAAAGUUGUAUUUAUAUUGUCUUUUCCUUACAUAGUGUUAUCUGACUAACUAAUAAAUUAAUAAAUUCCUCUUCAGAUAUUUUGCAGUGUUUAAUAUAAUAGCUUACCAUUGACAAUGAAGAUGACGUCUUCCUGGAUAAUAUUAUAUUCAUGUUUACUUUUCGGAUCCGAAAUUUUGUGUGAUAGAAAACUCGAAAGACGACAAGCUGUAUCAAAUUGCUCAGUGUUGGUGACUGUAGUAUAAAUAAAUAUUAUGCUACUAUAAGUGGCGAAAAUAAUGGUGGUUGGGCCUUGGAGGCUUAGAGACCUAAAUUCUUAUUUUUAAAUUAUUCGUAGGGCACCCAUAGUCUUAAUAAGUACUAUUAAACAAUAUACGAUCUUUAUUUAAUACAACUUACUACUUUUGAAUGAUCAAAACAUUUAAAACCCUUUCUUUUUUUAUAUUUAUUAUGUAAAAUACGUCUUACUUUAUCUACUAUCAUCUUAUUUUAUUUUUUCAUUAUUAAACUUUUGACUAGGUACGCAUAGGAUAUCAGAUUCUGACAUUUAAUUAUAUGUUCUGCAAUCGCAUUUUUUUAUUGUUAUCUUGAAUCUACAAAACUAAAUGUUUAUAUUGGUAUAUAUUUCAUAAUAUUGGCUUAUAAUUGUAUAAAUAGUACAGGAUUGUUUGGGUGGUGGGUGAGCGAUCACCGCCUGGGUCUGACGACAAUUUGGGCUGCUUGAAUCAAUUUGGGCCAACUUAUAAAUAUUGUAUAAUACUAUUAUUAAUACAACAUUUGGCAACAUUUUCUGUUUCCCUGGGAUAAUUUCUAUUACCAGUACAUCCCUGAAUUAGUAUUAAUUAAUAAUUUGAUGCUCAUUUUAAUACAAUUAUAAUUUAUAGAAACACUGAUGAUAAGUAUUAUUGUUCAAAUGGAUUGUGUAUCGAAUGGUCGCGGGUUUGUGAUGGUUACAAUGAUUGUUCAGAUGGUUCAGAUGAGACCGAAGAGUUGUGUGCUCAAUACGUGUAUGGAAUAAAUAUGAAUAUGGGUAUAAAAAUAAUAGCUAAUUAAUGCUAUUUAACAUUUAAUAUUAUUUAGAUUGCGGUAAAGUAAAUAUAAGCGACAAAAUAAAAUCAAAGAUGAUCGAAGGACAUGAUGUUAAAGAAAUUAUGGAUAUAGCACCUUGGGUAGUUGAUAUAUAUAAAUUUUUUACAUUAGGAUCCGAUUAUAAGUUUAUAAUUGUAGGAUCAAUUAUUGCUUCUAAUAUGGUCAUUUCUGUGGCUCAUACUUUUUGGCAGAAAAAUAUGAUAUCUAAGAAAAUAUCAAUAAAUGAUGGUCUAUACAAAAUCGGUGUUGGGAAAUUCGGUUAUAAUCUCACAAUAACUGACAACGGCAUUAACCAAAUAAUCGAUGUAGACAUGAUUUACAUGAGUGAACGUUUUAAUGGUAAGGCUGGGUUAUAUGCUGAUAAUAUAGCAGUUAUUGUAUUAGCAAACAAAUUUUCAUUUCUCAAUGGUGUUGCACCUGUUUGUAUAGAUUGGAAUAGUAAAUAUAUGGUACAUGAUGGAGAUCAAGGACAGAUGGUAGUUUUGGCAAAGAAUAAUUAUGAUAAUAAUUUAUAUACAUUUUUUCCAUACAUCAGCCAUUCUUCUUGUAAAAAAAUGUAUGAUAUAAACCGUUUUACAAAAUAUGUGACUUUGGAUAAGUUUUGUACCUGCCAUCAAAUGGAACAUGGUGAAGGAAUUCAGGGAGCCGGCAUAAGCUUUUUACACUUAAAUUCUUAUUUUUUAACCGGGGUAAUGAGUAGGUGGGAUAGAAUAAAUAAAGAUACUGUCUUUGCUUUUACAGACAUAAAAUACCAUGUUUCAUGGAUCCGUGGACUUUUAAUCAAACAUCUGGUUUUUAUGAACUCAUGCGUUUUACCAAAUAUUGAAGGAGUUGUAUAUAAUUAUGAAGGUUCUAAUAAAAUCUUAUCUCCCGGGACUUUAAUUAAUGAUAACACUACUGUUAUUGGGAAUUGUGAAGUUGGAUUUCAUAAGGUUUAUCCCAACGGUCUUAGGUUUUGUCAAGGAAAUAAAAAAUUAUUAAAUUAUGAUAAAUUUUGUUUGAAAAUGUGUCAACCUCUACUAUCUGAUAGUUUAGAUAUAAAAUGUAGUCAUAAUGGUAAGUAUGCUAAUUGCUCAGAUCUAUCGAUACCUGGCACAAUAGCAAUACCAAAAUGUAAGCAUAAUUAUGCUCUACCAAAUAGACAGCAAGAGACUACAAUUGAAUUACAUUGUCAGUCUAACGGAUUGUGGGAUAAAGAACUAUAUAUAUGCGAGCCAGAUUGUGGUAGACCAUUUAUUAAAGCCCAAAUAUUGAUAAAACAUGGUGAAACAGCAAAUGUUGGAACGGCACCAUGGAAUGUUGCAAUAUAUCAAAAAACUUCCGAUUAUGAAUUCAUUUGUGGAGGAUCAAUUAUUUCUCAAAAUUUAGUCAUUUCUGCGGCUCAUUGUUUUUGGAAAAAAGGUAUGCCAUAUACUAUAACAAUAGUCGACGAUCUUUACAAAAUUGCUGCUGGAAAAUAUUAUAGAAAUUUUACAAUUUAUGACAGUGAAUUUCCUCAAAUUAUAAAUGUGGAUAGGAUUCAUCUGAAAGAAGGUUAUUUUGGAUUUUACGGGCAUUAUGCUGAUGAUAUGGCUGUUGUUGUGUUACAAAAUAGUGUUUUUUUUAGAAAUGGUAUUACACCUAUUUGUAUCGAUUGGGAUGGUAACUAUACAGUAUCCAAUGGAGAUGUAGGAAAGGUUGUUGGUUGGGGAAAAACGGAAAAAGACAUUUUAAGUCCUACCUUAUUACAAACUGAUUUACCAUACAUCGACAUAAUAACUUGCCGGCAUAUAUGUAAUUUUGGGUUUGAUUCAUAUGUGACUUCUGAUAAGUUUUGUGCUGGUUCUUCAUUGGUUUCAGGAUAUGGUGUAGAAGGUGGAGACAGCGGUGCAGGCUUAUGCUUUGCACACUCUAAAUUGUAUUAUUUAACCGGAGUAGUUAGCCUCAAAGAAGCAGGCGCAAAUAAUUCAUUGGCACUUUUUACAUCAGUUGAUUACCACCUUGAAUGGCUUCGUAGAAUUUACAACCAUUAUAAGAAAGUCUAAUAUAAUUAAGUUUCAGAACUCGGUGUUUAUGAAGUAGACUGCGGUGCAGGAUUAUGCUUUUUACACUCUGAUUAUUAUUAUUUUACCAGAGUAAUGAUUCUCAAGGAUUCAGAAGCAAAUAAUUCAAUCUCAGUUUUUACAGAAGUUAAGUACCAUAUUCAAUGGAUUCGUGACUGUAUAACAUACAUAGUU
Messenger RNA from Metopolophium dirhodum (rose-grain aphid), 3344 nucleotides. RefSeq lists its product as uncharacterized. The transcript has 16 exons. The coding region runs from base 1161 to 3152 and encodes 663 amino acids. The record is from RefSeq and is a predicted model, not a curated record. Gene Ontology annotation, biological process: proteolysis. NCBI's taxonomy places the organism in Eukaryota, Metazoa, Arthropoda, Insecta, Hemiptera, Aphididae. Gene Ontology annotation, molecular function: protein binding; serine-type endopeptidase activity.